AUUUUCACUUUCGAUAAUUAUUAUCACUUAUUUGAAGUCGCCGCAUCUACACAUCUCUGUUGGGGGAGAUGCCGUGGGGGUUACAUUUUAUUGACAAAUUUGUUUCAAACAACUAUCAUGCGUGCUUAUAAAAUACUGUGUGUUGUCAUUUUAGCGUCUGAAUAAGUGUGCGCCAAUGAAGUGUUUUUAUGUUUUUGUUUGUGUGCUUAUAGUCUUUGUGGACUGUGGGCAGUAGAUAAAAAUUCUAUGAGGAUUCCUUUUAUUUUAAUCACUUAUGAAUAGAUUAAAUGGGCUGUUACAGCGCCCAUGUUGUUCAUAUGAUGACUGAUAUCUUGUUUUUUUCAAAAAGUCUAUGGUUUUGCUAUUCUGAAGAUUUAACCCUCACGUUUAAACAAGAUGUUUGGAGCUAGAGCAAUCCAUCGUGUUCUGAGAGAGAAACUUCAUGCCCAAAACACGGUUUCUCCAGUUUUUUCAUCUCCUUGCUCAACAUCGUGGAGAGGAUUGGUCCUCUUUGGUGCAGGUGUCACUGGGCUUUUUAGUUUUGGGACAGUGGCAUCUUGUGAUGAGGCUGAACAUGGUGUUGCUUACACAGAGGAGGAAACUAAGGCAAUGGCUGCUGAGAUCGAGGUCGUUGAUGGGCCGAAUGAUGAGGGAGAAAUGUUUACCCGCCCAGGAAAACUGAGUGAUCGUUUUCCUCAGCCAUAUGCAAACGAACAGGCUGCUAGGUUUGCAAACGGGGGUGCCUAUCCUCCAGAUUUAAGUCUGAUAACCAAAGCUCGUCACGAUGGUCAAAAUUACGUUUUUGCUCUUUUGACUGGGUACCGUGAUCCUCCUGCUGGUAUUUCUAUUCGUGAAGGACUGCAUUAUAACCCUUACUUCCCUGGUGGAGCAAUCGCAAUGCCUAAAAUGCUUAAUGAUGGUGCUGUUGAGUAUGAAGAUGGUACACCCGCAACAGAAGCACAGAUGGGAAAAGAUGUGGUGUCAUUUUUGUCCUGGGCAGCAGAGCCGGAAAUGGAAGAGAGAAAGCUGAUGGGGUUCAAGUGGAUAUUUGUCCUGUCACUGGCAUUACUUCAGGCUGGUUACUACAGACGGUUGAAGUGGUCUGUUCUCAAGUCCAGAAAGCUGGUGCUUGAUGUUGUCAACUAG
Striga asiatica is the source of this 1146-nucleotide messenger RNA. The record is from the annotation of a GenBank genome assembly. Lineage: Eukaryota; Viridiplantae; Streptophyta; Magnoliopsida; Lamiales; Orobanchaceae.